Messenger RNA from Cuscuta campestris, 1804 nucleotides. The record is from the annotation of a GenBank genome assembly. NCBI's taxonomy places the organism in Eukaryota, Viridiplantae, Streptophyta, Magnoliopsida, Solanales, Convolvulaceae.
CGUUAAUGUGGCCCAAACGACAAUGCCAAAGGUAUGUGAGAUUCAAACUGUUUGGUUUGCUUCUCUUAACAUCUACGUUAUAAACAGUGGCGUCUAAGUCUAAGAUAUAAAGACCAUUGGUCAUCUUAGCAGUUGCAUAGUAAAUAUCAUUUCUGAAAACCGAAAGGCACUUGUCUUUGACGUUAAUAGAAAAUCCUGCUUGGUCAAGACAGGACACAGAAAUGAUAUUCCUGCUAAUUGCAGGUACAAACAAACAAUUGUUUAAAUGCAACAACAAGCNAGGUCAAAUGAAUCAAGUACGCCAGAGUGACGUAACUUAGAUAUGCGUUUCUCGUUAAUGUGGCCCAAACGACAAUGCCAAAGGUAUGUGAGAUUCAAACUGUUUGGUUUGCUUCUCUUAACAUCUACGUUAUAAACAGUGGCGUCUAAGUCUAAGAUAUAAAGACCAUUGGUCAUCUUAGCAGUUGCAUAGUAAAUAUCAUUUCUGAAAACCGAAAGGCACUUGUCUUUGACGUUAAUAGAAAAUCCUGCUUGGUCAAGACAGGACACAGAAAUGAUAUUCCUGCUAAUUGCAGAAAAAUACUCUAUGGAUGUUAAAGCUAUUAGACAAACACAAUCUCUCAAUGUUAUGUCUCUUGAUGAACUGAUGGGGAACUUAGAAACCAUUGAGUUGGAGAUGCAUGAAGAUCUACGACGUAAAAAACAGCAUGUCAUCCUCGUUGAAAAAGAGAAGCAGUGUGUUAAAGACAGUGCUGGAACAUGCUGUGCUUUUCCAACUUUCCAUAGUGUUGACGGUGACUCUGAUAGUGACGUAGAUCCAAGGGAGAUGCUUAUAAUUGUUGAAGAAAAAUUUCAAGAGUCUCUACGGGUCAACAAGAAAAAAUGUUUGGAAAAUGAUAGCCUCAAACGUGAACUUGCUGAAUCAAAACGCGAUGUGGAACAACUCAUCAAAGAGUUACAGAGAUACAAAGAUCCAAGGGAGAUGCUUAUAAUUGUUGAAGAAAAAUUUCAAGAGUCUCUACGGGUCAACAAGAAAAAAUGUUUGGAAAAUGAUAGCCUCAAACGUGAACUUGCUGAAUCAAAACGCGAUGUGGAACAACUCAUCAAAGAGUUACAGAGAUACAAAGGUAAAGUUACAGCAGAGGAUGACAGAGAGGAUGACAGAGAGGAUGAUACAGAAGAUGACACAGAGGUUGACACAGCAGAAGAGCUAGCUAUGCUCCAAAGGAAGUGGGUAGAACUUGUUCAAGCCAACCAAAAAACUGUCUUGGAGAAUCAUCAUCUUGUUGCCGAGCGCAAUGGACUAAAGGAGAGUAUUUCAGAACUAGAAAAGAAGAUUGAAGACUUAGAAGGGCAACAAUCAGAUCUCAAACUGCAGGCAUUGGAAAAGAGUGUGGUUGAGCUCCUGGGGUCCAUUACGGCAGAAGUUACAUUGGGAGGGGAUGGCCAGUUUGUUCCAAAUCAUCUUGCUAACGAGAGAUGUAGGUUUAGACUCCCUCCAAGUGUGGUAUGCGACCUUGGUGGUGAAAGGCUCUCCCUCCCACGUCUCAACGUUAUUUGUGUUGUGAACAUGCUGAAUGGCCCAUGAAUGUAUCCGUGCAGCUCUCUUCCAGGUAACUGUGUCAGUAGGGCAUUCAUUAAAAGAUGAUGGACGGUAUUUGCUCCUCAUGUAAUCUCCCCAUAAGCCAUGAGAGUUCCUUAUCUUCCACCAUAUUUUGGCCGAGUAUGCAGCUUCAAUGUCCUCCAGGUGCCUGAGGCCUAAACCACCCUCAUGUUUUGGGAAGCAUAAACUACGCCAGGAUUU